CCCGCGGCGCUGGGCGGGCGGGCGGUCCCCGCUGCGGCUCGGCGCCUUCUCUUCCUCCUCCUCCUUCUCCUCCUCCUCCUCCUCCUUCGCCACCACCUCCUCCUCCUCCGCCUGGCCGCUGCGGCGCGGGGGCUGCGGGCGGAGCGGCGGCGCCAUGAGCGGGGCGGCGGCGAAGAGCGAGAAGCUGGACGAGGCUCAGGCGCUGGCCCGCAGCUGCGCGGGCAGACCCGACUUCCAGCCCUGCGACGGGCUCUCGCUCUGCGCCACCCACAGCCACGGCCGCUGCUUCCGCCUCCACUGGUGCUGCCACCUGGGAUGGUGCCACUGUAAAUAUGUCUAUCAGCCCAUGACGCCCGUAGAGCAGCUUCCCAGCACCGAAAUCCCAGUUCGCCCUCGGGAGUCCGCAAACACCAUCCAGAUCUCCGUUUCCCUCACCGAACACUUUUUGAAGUUCGCUCCGGUCUUCCAGCCCCCUCUGCCCCCCGACUCCCCGCAGUUCUGCACAAUCGCAGACCUCUUCAUUGACAAUUACCGCGUGAAAUGCAUCAACGGGAAGAUGUGCUACGUCCAGAGGCAGCCUCCCCCCGUGCCCCACAAGAUAAAGCCCGAGGAAGUCCCCGUUCGCAAUGCCUUAAUCACAAAAGAGAGCAAUACACCCAAACCAGAUCACUGCUCGUCCCCUUCCAGCUCCGAGGACUCCGGGAUCAACGCGGUGGGGGUUCACUACAUGGAGUCGUGUGACGAGGACACGGAGGGGGUGGCCGAGCUAAGUUCAGAAGAAGAUUACAGCCCGGAUAGCAGCUGGGAACCGGACGAAUGCCCGCUCUUGUCACCCUCGCAGUGCGAAAUGGAAGUGAUUGAGACUAUAGAAACCACCGUGUGAUCCGGCAAGUUGCUAUCAGAUCAGGCCAGUUCCCACUCAGUAAUGUUGCUUUUGUAGUAUUUAUAUUUUCUGUUUUUUCUGACAAUCCCUUUUUUCCAGCGCACUCGAUAUUUCGGAUUCCUCAUGGGAGCGCGGUCACGAGACUCAGAUACUGGUGAACUAGCAGCAGCCUGAGCAAUUUUCACACGUUCUCGCCCCGAUCAGCUCUCCCACGUCUGCACGUAAGGUAGUGAUAAAUCUGAAGACUUUUAUAGCUGAAAGGGGCCCUUUUCUUGGUCUGGGUUACAUCAGACACUGCUUCUCCUAACACGGACGGGCCACUCUAGGUGUUUCCGUCUGUCGGGAUGUUUGCCACAGGCCUUCAAAGCACAGAGGGUGAGCUGGUGCAGCGCGCCUGCCAGCAGCGAAACCACGUUGCCCUUUUUCUUCCUUGCACAGCUCCGCGAGGUGCGGCGACGAGGGGCUCCUCCCGUCUCUGUCUGGCCUUGCGCGUUGUCCAUCCUUUUCUCCAGUGCCGGCGCGUCUCUUCGAAGGGUGUCGGCACGGCUCUUCCAGCGGGUUGGUGCGGCAGGCUAGAGAAUGCACAAAGUGCCUCCGACUUUUCUCCAGGCUAUGCACCGAGCAUCUGCUGAGCUAGGCCAGGCUCGGAAAGCUCCUGAGGGGGAUCGGCUGCCUGGAUCCAGCUGCUCCCUUUUUUUUUCUCCGUGGAUCUGGGGAAGGGGGAGCUGGCUUAUUGCGGCUCGGCAGGAGGGGGAGCGGGCAGAGCUGAAGCGCGGCCGUCUGACCACGACCACGCCAGACCGGGGUGUAAGAUGCCGGGCGAAGGAAGCCACUACCUCCAAACACACAAAAUCCGCCCUCGGCUUUGCCUGCUGCUUCCUCCUGGGCCGUCUGGUGCCGGACCCGUGCACUCAGGACCAAACGGCCUCAGGGCCCGCCUUUGCCUGAAGAAUAACAAAUUUUAACAAAAAGUUUCUCAGCCACACCACUGUGUCAGCAGAGCUCGGGGAGAGCACGGAGGUGGCCCAGGGGCUCGGUGGUGCGUGUGCUUGGUAAAAUACAGCCGAAGGUCACUGGAGCAGAGAGAGGAAGCUUUGGCUCCUUUGCACCCAGGUCAAGAGCAGAAUCUGAACAGGGGGUUCCUCACACGGCCGGUAAGGGCGAGCUGUCUCGCUGGCGGUUUGGUUUCAGCCCUGCUCGACAAAACAAAACGUCGUUCUCAGAGUUCAGUCAGCUUGAAGCAGUUGGAGUCAGUAAUAACUGUGUUUUCAACAGCAUUACUGAAUUUCUUUGUGUAUUUGCUGUUUACGUUCCAAAAGUCUUCGGUGAAUAUAAGGCUGUAUAAAUGUGUACAGUUUAGUGAUUGAUACUAGCUUAUAGCCGUGUUAUAGGAUGACUCAUCUCUCUCACUGUAUCCUGACAAUGUAUUACUAAUUUUAUACACUUUGUAAUCAGUAUCUUUAGAAAACGUUUAGGCAACAGUGUGUGUAUGUGCACAUGCGCGUGUGCUAGGAGUUUACCAUAAAUGGUUAUAAAGUAAUACUGUACUUUUUAGACUAACACUUUCAGACAAAAAUAAUAGGUUUUAUAGUUUUGAUGACUUACAUUAAAAAGUGCAAUGCUUGUUAAACGAGGAACUUGGGCCAUUGCAUGAACAGAUACAUUCUCACAGGGCACCUAAAAAUAAUCUGUUUUUCUGAGGGCAUUUAAAAGAAGGCUGUAGUAAAACUAAAUAGGAUUCAUUUUUUUUUUUUUUUUUAAGGGUGGGGUUGUCUGUCUUUGUUAACUAAGGUUUCUAAAACCAUUUUAGUGUCUUUUGACCAUUUGGACACAUUCCAUAGGUAGAAGGAAGCGUUAUGUAUAAACCUACAGCAUUUAUUCAUAUUUAAUCUUUCAAUUGUAAUCUAAGGGGAGAGCUGGAAAAGCUCGCUCCGGGGCCUGGCCUGCCUGCGUGUCCUCCCCCGAGGCGGCUUCUCCCUCCCGGCGGCUGCGGGCGCAGGGACGGGCGUGGGGGGCUUAGCACCCAAGAUCCUGUGGUCUCGCAGGUUCCUGUCACUGGCGUCAGGAUACAUUUCUUUCUUAACUGUAAGUAAUUAGCAAUAUUCACAAGCUGUGAGUGUCUCCUACCCGGGAUUUGGUCAGAUGUCUUAAGCACAAUUAAGUUGCCUCUUCCUUCUGUUGUACCCGCAAAACGUCGGUGGAGCAGCCUGGCGUGGGACAGGGCGAGUUCUGGAACGCGUUGCGGCAGCCAGCACGGGGGCAGGUUUCUCACUGUGCUCCAGCGCGCGCCCCAGGUCAGAAACACGCUCCUCACAGAAACGUGAUUUCUUUUCUUUGCACAAACACCGCGUGGACGUGCUGUAAGAGACGUGCCCCGGGCUCCUUACUCCACUCUGCCAGGGAGAGGUCUGUAUAUUUUCCUCUUUAAUAAAAUACUGAACAACUGAA
This is a messenger RNA of Tyto alba (common barn owl), 3331 nucleotides long. RefSeq names its product chromosome unknown C3orf70 homolog (gene CUNH3orf70). The transcript is spliced from 2 exons. The coding region runs from base 155 to 883 and encodes 242 amino acids. NCBI's taxonomy places the organism in Eukaryota, Metazoa, Chordata, Aves, Strigiformes, Tytonidae. The record is from RefSeq and is a predicted model, not a curated record.